This is a messenger RNA of Guyanagaster necrorhizus, 1103 nucleotides long. RefSeq lists its product as uncharacterized. The record is from RefSeq and is a predicted model, not a curated record. Gene Ontology annotation, cellular component: endoplasmic reticulum membrane. NCBI's taxonomy places the organism in Eukaryota, Fungi, Basidiomycota, Agaricomycetes, Agaricales, Physalacriaceae. Gene Ontology annotation, biological process: (1->6)-beta-D-glucan biosynthetic process; fungal-type cell wall biogenesis. Bases 33 to 923 code for a protein of 296 amino acids. The transcript has 3 exons.
GUUUCGUCUUACAUCCUCAACGCGAGUCGACAAUGACCAGACUGGCCUUUCUCCUUUCACUGUUGCCAGCAGCGCUGGCCUUCUCCGACACCUUUCCUACUGUUGCAUGGUCGUCUCAUUCCUCAAAUGUCCUCAGCCGGCUUCCAAGUCGUACGCAUUCAACGGACCUAUUCCGGACUAUCUUGCUGGAUGAUGAUUUAUGUGUGCAUGAAGCGGUGAUUGUAGUUGACCAGCCAGGACUGCAUGCCUCCGACUUACGAAACCUGCCUUCAACCUCCCAUAUCGCACGAUCUCUAAAUUCUUCGACAUCAUCGCGCCAGUACCCAUAUAUUCGCCUCGACGACUACUCAUCAUCAGGAGAUCUCAUUUCAUUCGCUCAGUCCGUUUCUGCGAAAUGCAAUGCGCGUCUCAUCGGUCUAACGCCUGGGUAUGGCGACGUCGCAUUGGAUGCAGGAAAGAAGUCGGUUGUCAUAGUGAGUCUUCCAGAGCUCUCAGUUGAGGGUUACGCGAGGAAAAGCAGUAUGCUGCAACAUGGUACGUCCUCUCGUCUUCACAUGCAUGUAAGCGCCCUUACAACAUUAUGUCCAGAUGAACUCCUGGAAUUGACAUUAUCCGCUCUACCAUACUCUCAGCACCUGACUAUAUACAGCACUUCUGUCCUCCCCACGCACCACAAGCGACAAUCCCCUGACAGUCCACCUGUCUUGGACCUUCCACCUACAAACUUGCUGGCAUCUCCGAAAGGAGGAAUUCUUGCACGUUACCAGCUCCUCACCCCAGGCCUCAUUCUUGCUCUUCUCAUUGUCGUAGGAGUUCUUUUGCCCAUCAUCUAUUUUGGUAUCCAGGCCUUGGCAAGUAUCCAGAGUCCCGUUCGAAUGGAUACCCCAAAGGGAUUCAAUGCUGCUGAUAAGAAAAAUCAGUAAUCUCGGAAGGAGAGCAGAGUUGGACGAUAGUCACUAGAUAUCACGAAACUAUAUGUUUUGAUAAUGCGAAACACGAAUUCGAGGGGACAGAAAUAUAUUCUCUCAAAGGACAGCAAGAAAUAGGUUGGGUACGUGGUCGAGUUGUCGCCCUCCUUUCAUUCUCUUUUCAGAUCUUCAAGA